UACAUUUUCUCAAUUCACCCACCGUUGGUAAAGCUAUUUUUAGACUCUCCCCUAAAGGACACUGAUGAAGUGUCUUGAACUCACAGAGAGGUGUGGGUGAAUUUGGAGAUUUCAGAAUUGUUGCAUUUCUUCUUCAUGUUUGAUGAUGGUCUGAUCUCUAUUUCUGUAUCUCUAUCUGUGGCCCAAGUGAGAUUAAUCGUCUGGACCUGGGUCUGGUUGUGGAGGUGUGGAAUAAAGGGCUUAUCUGGGACACCUUGAUAGGAACAGCAUGGAUCCCACUUAACACCAUACGCCAAUCAGAUGAGGAGGGGCCUGGAGAAUGGACCUCACUGGAUUCUGAGGUUCUGAUGAAGGAAGAUGAGAUAUAUGGCACUAAAAACCCCACUCCUCACCAAGUGCUGCUGGACACACGCUUUGAGCUCCCUUUCGAUAUCCCAGACGAUGAGGCGCAGUACUGGACUAAAAAGCUGGAGCGCAUCAACUCUAUGAGGAUACAUGAUGAGUAUUCACUGCAAGAUGAAGCACAGAGAAGACAGCUGCUCUCAGUGCCCUCGCAGUGCUCUUUUGAUGACCACGACAGCGCUGGGGAUGACCGGGACAGUGAUUACCGCAGUGAGACAAACAGCAGGCCUCCACGAUACCACACCACAGCUCAACCCAAUUCCUCGGUACAUCAGUACCCUAUUGGCCGAAGAUUACAGAAUCGGGCAUUAUCAAAAGAGUCUAGGACAGACUCUAUCCAGAGCUAUGACUUGGAUUAUAGAGAAGGAAGGGAACAGAGAUUUUCAAGUGGUAAAUGAUUCCAGUGGACUCAGGUAUGGGAGUUGAAGACUGGGAGAUCAAAUACAAAAUUAAUGACAACAUACUGGAUGAUUACCUGGAACCAGAGCAGAAAACGUGGGGUGAUGAUGAUGACACCAAGAGUGAAAUUUAUAGAAUCAACUCCAAAGACAGUCGGUUUUACCAGACAGUACAGUGUGAUGCAAUGUCCCCAGAGGAGGCUGAGGAGUAUGAUGCAUCAGGAAAUCCCAUCAGGAGAGCAGCCAUAGGCAGCAGUGAGGUCCGUUUGGUCUAUAAGGAAGCUAGAAACUUCGAGGAUGAAAUUUCCCCUCCUGAAAACAUCAUUCCUUCAAUUUUGCAACUUCACAAGGCAAACCAAGCAUCAUAUACAGAGGGGCUGUUGUACAAAACCAGGAUGUGGGCCAAGAACUCAUUUGAAGACACCCUUGAGAACUACACAAUUUAUUGUGAGGAAGAGGAAGCCAGGAUGAGAGCAAGAAAUGAAUAUGGGUCUGCAGGAUCUGAUGAAAUGCAGUUCUCUCUUGGGUCUGAAGAAGAGCUAGAUGAUAUGUUGUUUGUAGAAGAGAAUGCACAGUAUGAAUAUGACAGUUACUACAGUAAUGCAAGAUAUAUUUCCUCUUAUGAUGCAUGGUCACAAGGCUUUAAUGAACAACAGAGCAGCAUGGGAAAUGAUUGCACAAGGGGCCCAGAUGAAAUAUUGCCACCUGUGCAGAAGCCAAAUAAGGAGUAUCAUGAUACUAUGGAUGAACUUCAGAACUUAGUUGACUCUGUGUCAGAAUAUCUGGCUGGACUGAAGCCAGAUGCAAGGUCCACAACGUCAAGGUCAGACUGUGUCACAAGGAGUAACACAACACCAGUCAAGCAAUCAGCCAGCAAAUAUAUCUGUUCAAAGUGCCAACAAUCAGCAAAAUGAGUCUAGUGGCAUCAUAUCUGGAUUUUUGAGCAAACUUACUACAACAGCUGAAGAACCAAUAGCAACGAGUGAAGCUUCCCCUAAUCAGAAACCAAAACAGCAGAAACAA
This is a messenger RNA of Sinocyclocheilus grahami, 1823 nucleotides long. RefSeq names its product protein unc-13 homolog B-like. The transcript is spliced from 6 exons. The record is from RefSeq and is a predicted model, not a curated record. Gene Ontology annotation, biological process: dense core granule priming; synaptic vesicle priming; presynaptic dense core vesicle exocytosis. The coding region runs from base 797 to 1714 and encodes 305 amino acids. Gene Ontology annotation, molecular function: calmodulin binding; diacylglycerol binding; syntaxin-1 binding. Gene Ontology annotation, cellular component: presynaptic active zone cytoplasmic component; neuromuscular junction; terminal bouton. NCBI's taxonomy places the organism in Eukaryota, Metazoa, Chordata, Actinopteri, Cypriniformes, Cyprinidae.